AUGCCUCUACCACCAUCAACGCGCAACACCCUCAAGUCUCAUCUCCGGCACAACCAUGAGAACAUGCCGACUUCAGUACCGGCUGCGCCUGCCGCCUGCCCUCCUAAUCGUCAAAAACCUGCUCGGACGCGCACGAAAAAACGUGUGGUCAAGCUUGAUGAACAGCACGGCAUUGCCGCGGCGCGAAUUUUCAUGGACGAGAUUGGGUGCCUUGUAUCCCCCGUCUUUGAGUCUCCAGUGUGCACGCAGUGCGGUCAUGUCCUGAGAGGCAGGGUGACGCAUCAUCUGUUCAAAAAGCACCAUGUGCGGUGCAGCCAAGAAGAUAUUGAUGCAGCCAUGGCACUCCUGCGCCCGCUGCAGCCCGAGGAGCCACCGAUCGACCUUGGGGCAGAAUCUGAGCCUCGUAUGCCCAUUGAAGGCAUCCCCAUUCUGGACGGUGUGGGGUGCCCCCUGUGUCAGGCAUGCUUCACGACAAAAGGCAGUCUGUGGAAUCACAUCGUAGCUGAGCAUCCCGACGAACCAGAGGCCAAGCAGCCGCCUCGACGAGUCAAGCUGCAAAAGCCGCUGCGCGGUGCUGGAGCCCGCUGUGUCGAGGUCAUUGUCGAAGAAAGCCACGACGCCUCGGCAGCCGACGUCAGCGAGAACGAAGAGGAGCUCGAGGAGCAGCAGCGGUUCAAGCAGUUUAUCUCAAGCACCCAGGCCAUGGCCUCAGAGGCUGAGGAUAAGCGAUGCCCGCACGGCGUUCACCAGAUGCAUCCGUUCUACGACAGCGUGGGCAUGACGCUGGUCAUCAACGAGCUGAAGCCAGAGCGUAUGGUCGAACUGGGCCACAACACACCGUCGGCACUCCUCGAGUCGGGCAUGCAUGAGCUAUUCUGGACGGCCUACGAGCAGCUAUCGGAUCAGGGCCUGGCCGCCGCUGCGGUGACGCGUCUGUUUGCGACAAUGAAGGGCAGUAUCGGCAUCGCCCCAUGCGGCAAGUACAGCCGCAAACCGUCAGCAGCCCCCGAUCCGUCCAGCUUUCUGGGCCAGGUGCUUGCCAGCCGCGGCCCUGCGGUAAUUGAUGCCACCGUGGCUCUGAGGGCGGGCCUGAACGCUGAAAUGACCAAGAAAGAGCUGGUCGAGCCCCUCACGUCCCUGUGGCUGGCCCUGGUGGAGGUGGAGCUGAGCCUAUUUGACAACGACAAGGUGCACUUUGUCAACGUCUUCUUAUUGUGCACGGCCGUGUCCAAAGGAAGCGGCAUCCUGCAAGACAUCAGGCAGUGGACCACGACGCCCGCUGGACUGCUGUACGUUUUCAAAUUGUUCCUGCUUCGCCGUGGCAAGAAUGAGUCGUGGUCAGUGGCCAACGAGUUGAGGCCGUAUAUGCAGCCCGGGCGAUUGGUGCAUUUCUUGAGCCAGCGCAUGAGCAUGGCACGAACAGCGAGCGUGGCCGAGGGGCAGGCUGGAGUCGACGUCGAUAUCCGAGCCGAUGGCGACGUGACGGACGAGACGCUGCGCACCAUUGUCUGUCGAGGCAUUGAGCUCAAUACGAUGGUCAGCCCAGCCACCAUUUAUGCGGCAUUUCGUCGACAAAUGACCACGUACCUGCAUCGGCCAAAGCUGGGGGUGGCCACGUGGCGACACGCCGCAACCUUCUGGAUGACGACGUUUGUGAUUAACCGACUGUCGGCCGAGACGACCGGCGCCCUGGGCAGCCUGAUCCACACUCAAGCUCAACACUCUGGGGACACGGCCCAGCGGGCCUAUGCACGCACAGCCAGUGACCACGUGCAAACCAAAAUGUCGUCGCGAUUGAUGCAUCAAGUGGCCUCGCAAAAAUGGCAUGCUUUGUUUGGACUAGAUCGCAAGCGCAGCAUAGCCGAGUUGACCGCGAACCAAGAAGCAUUGGAAGCUCGCUAUCCCAUCAGCUGGAACCCGGUGACUGACCUCUCACCCGAGGCAAACGGGCGUAUCAUCAUGAACACGAGGGCCGAGCAUGACGUACCCUACAUGACCCAGCUGGCCAAGCAGGCGAGCAUCUCGUGGGGCCACAGUUUCAACAGCCAAGAACAGUUGGACCUGGCCGCGGCCAUUGACCAGCACCGGCCGGAGGAUGGAUGGCUGAUUGUUGUUGCACCGACAGGCAUGGGCAAAACAUUUUGUACCCUGCCCAAGCUGGGCUGUCGCCCGCAUGCCGGUACGGUGCUGUGGAUUGUGCCGUUUGUGGCCGUGGCCAACGAUUUAUUGCGGCGACUUCAAGGCGCAGGUCACAGUGCCCAGCGAUGGCUUGGUCCCUCUACACAGGUGGCAGAUGGCCUGGACGUGCUCAUCGUUACGACCGACAUGUUUGUCCGCGUGGGAUCUGAAUCCCUACACGGGAAGGUCUGCUUUCAGCACAUCCGCACCGUGGUGAUGGACGAGGCGCACACCCUCAUCUCGGAUGCCAGCUACCGAGAUGUGAUGGACGAAGUCGCAGCCAGUGUGGGUUCUGGCGGAUGGACCAACAUCAAACGCGUGGCGUUGACGGGCACACUUUGCAUCGGGGACCAGGAGCAUCUGUUUCGGAAGCUGGGGCAGCAAGUCGGGGGCAAGGUGUACCGUCUGGAGACGAUGCGUCGCGAUCUGCAGCUGCGUGUGCUUCACGGAAACCAGCUAAACUUUUUGUCGCAUGUGCAAGCCAUUGUGGACACGCGGGUGAUGCGUCAGGCGAAUGGGGAGCGUGUGCGCAUGAUGGUCUUUUGUGACACCGUGAACGAGCGCGCUGCCCAAGCGUUGAGUGUGGGGCAUGUGGAAGCAGAGCCCGAGGCGAUGGCGGAGGAGGAAGAUGUGUUGUCUGAGCCACCUGCAGCACGGCUCGAGGAAGAAGAAUCGAUCGGGCCAGAGUCCGCCUUGGAUGUAACUUCAGCAUCGAACGUUGACACAGUCGCGUCCCCAGGACCAGGUGCCGUUGCGGCGCAGUCGAGCAGAAGCACUCCACGUGCCCAGGACACGGCUGCGGUGGCGACAAAUGCAGGGCCAAUGACGGAUGCUGCUGUGCCACGGAUACAGACGAGUGAUGCUUGGAUUGGUGAGGCAGAUACAGCAUCCAUGUCGGUGCCAGCUUCACCCAUGGUCUCUGAUGCUAAUGACGAGGCGCCUUUACAGCAAGAGGCGCGUGGCCCGGUGCAAACCACGAUGGCAGAGGACGAGAGCACGCCACAGCCAGUCAUGCAGUCAGCAGCACAGCCAACCCCCACGAAACACGCGCCAACCCCGUCGGCCUCGAUCAUUUGCGUGCCAGUACCAUCGGCCUCGGGUUCAACCUCCUCUCCGACGCGAUCGGCUGCAAGCUCAGCCUCGGGUACACUGCGGCGUAAGCGAGUGCCGCUGGCAGCUGAAAGUACAUGUACCCCUGGGUCUGACGAUCAUAACAACGUUGGCAACAGCAUCGCUACCAGCCCUGCUCCCUCAACAUCCAAGCGAACGGCAUCGGAUGUCACGUGCACAGGUGCUGCUUCUUUAACAGCGGCGCAAGCAGCAGAGUCGCGUCUUCCCGCAGCAAAACGAGCAGCAUCGAGUGAUGCGCGCACCGCCACCGUUGCCGCUACUGCUACCACUCGCUCUGAAGCCACGGUAUCUGCUGCAGCUACGCCACCGAAUCGGCACAACGUCGCGCCAAUAUUUCGGUCGAAAUCGGGGACCAAAAAAAAAUAUCUGAUGAACUACGCGGCGGCUGACAAGUUUAUUGGCGUUCUGAAGUUGAUGGAUGAUUACUGCAUGCGAUGUACCAUUCGACAGGCGAAACCCGUGCUGAAGGCUGGGCAUCAAUGCGUAUCUAAUCGUGUUUGUGAGCGGUGUCACUUCAAAGGACAUGAAGCAAGCAAAUGUUUCGUGGGCUUCGCAUACCCCGACAGAGCCUGUUGCUACGCUUGUGGAAUGCCAAAGGGGAUUCGUGGAUGUAAAACAUGGGAUCACCUUUGCAGGCAGUCUCAAGGACUGGAUUCGGGCCUGAGCUGUCUCCUCCUUUAUUCGGACUGUCAUUCGGGGCUGCGCGACCUGUCCCAGCGGAUGGGCUACAACUUGAGGGAAAGGACAUUGAAGGAUAUAAAAACGCGCGACUUGUUUGUCAAGUGGCUGUACUCGUCCGGUCCUUGUCCAUUUCCAGGGGAUGGGCAUUGGCGUCUUGUGGAAUUUGUGUUUGAAAGUGCGAGGGUCCUGCUUCCCUGUGCGGCGGAAGCCCAAGUCGGCCCCCUCGACAGUUUUUGUCAGGCUCCAGCACGUCUGGAGGCCGUCUUUGGGUUGCGAGGAAGCGCGUAG
Molecule: messenger RNA, 4278 nt
Organism: Monosiga brevicollis MX1
Lineage: Eukaryota; Choanoflagellata; Craspedida; Salpingoecidae
Exons: 4
Coding region: 1-4278 (1425 amino acids)
Molecular function (GO): ATP binding; nucleic acid binding
Source: RefSeq, a predicted model, not a curated record